This is a messenger RNA of Brassica oleracea var. oleracea, 1189 nucleotides long. Its product is annotated as probable VAMP-like protein At1g33475. The transcript has a single exon. Bases 292 to 1065 code for a protein of 257 amino acids. Lineage: Eukaryota; Viridiplantae; Streptophyta; Magnoliopsida; Brassicales; Brassicaceae. Gene Ontology annotation, cellular component: membrane. The record is from RefSeq and is a predicted model, not a curated record.
GGUCCUCCGGUUCUGACUUUUUCCUUUUCCUUAUUUCUUCGCGAAGACAAGACACAUUCCAAAAGCUCGAGCCCCUUUUGUUUCUUUUCUCCACACACAUGACCCCUAACCCUAGAGAGAGGGAUGAUAGAUUUCAUCCUCGAUUUUGAAUACAUCGCCGAAGGAUUCUGUUGGUACUUUCUCCUUCUCUUCGACUUCUUCUCCGACCUCUUCAUCGCAAUCUCCCUCUUCUUCUUUGCCCUAAUCUCAGACCUCUCCUCUUUCCUCUUCUGUCUCAAUUUGAUUUCCUGAAUGGGUUUAAUCAAGAACACGGUUCACUACUGUUGCGUCUCCAGAGACAAUCAGAUUCUAUACGCUUACAACGGAGGAGAUCAGAGCAACGAGAGCCUCGCGGGUCUGUGUUUGGAAAAGACUCCGCCUUUUCACGCUUGGUACUUCGAAUCCAUAGGUAAGAGGAGGUUUGGGUUUCUAAUUGGAGAUGGGUUUGUGUAUUUCGCCAUCGUUGAUGAGGCUUUAGGGAAAGUCAGCGUUCUCAAGUUUCUUGAGCAUCUGAGAGACGAGUUCAAGAAAGCUGCGAGGAAGAACUGUAGAGGAAGCUUCACUGCGGCUAUUGGUUCUAUCAAUGUUGAUGAUGUUGUUUCCAAACUCAUAGCUUCGCUUGAGCGUGUUGCUGCUGAGACUGCUAACAACGAGCUGAAGACGAGUAAUAGUAACCUCGCUGAACAGAGCGAAGGUGUGAGUUCUACUAAAGCUCCGCUUUUGGGGAGGUCAAGCAAGCAAGAGAAGAAGCGAGGGAAAGAUCAUGUCGUCUCGGUUAGAGGCGCUGAGCUUGACGAACACAGGAACUCUAAUGAUAGAGCCGAUCGUUGCGAAGCUUCGUCUGCAGCAGAGACAUCCUCGCAGAAGGAGUGUGUACCGAGAAGAGGACGUUCUGGUUCUCAUAGCUUUGAAUGGAAAUGGCGGCGCCUUGUUCAGAUUGUUCUUGCUAUCGAUGCUGCUAUUUGCUUGACUCUGUUUUGUGUCUGGUUGGCUAUUUGUGAGGGCAUCAAGUGCACACGUUCGUGAUUGGAAAAUAAAGUCGAAGUUGAAUAGAUUCUUUUACAGUCUUGUUAAGUACUAUUGUUGAAUGUAUGUAUGUGAAGACUAAGGCUCAAGUUCUACUUAUGGCUAAUGUGAAUGCUUUACUCAA